GCACCACCAGUUGGAGGUGGGUGGGGGCUGGUCCCGCCCUCCCCCUCUGCAAGCGACUCCUCUCGCUUCGUCUCUGGCGUGCCGACAGCUCCCCAGAGGAGGGCGCGCAGCCGGAGAGGCGGCUGAGGCCCGGGAGGGAGAGGGGAGGCGGCGGAGGGUGGCGAUGGGCGCGUGUGGGCCGUGGGGGACAGAGUCGACGCAUGGGUGGACGACGGGUGAGUUCUUUCUGAGUCAACCCUAUAUUCUAAACGCGUGGUGGGAGGGGGUCGUCACGGCAGUGGACGCACAGGGACCCAAAAUCACAGGCUUCACUGUGGAGUUUCCAGUCGCCAUGCCCCCCUUCACUCCCGCCCUCCCCUUCCCUCUCUUCUGUGGUGCCAGGGUACGGGAGAUGGGGCAGAAGCAGGUGCGGCCGUGGGGUUACGCCCGUCAAUGGUGUAUGACACACAGGGCCACCUCUGGCACCUCGUCAAGAUCAGGGGCGCGUCGCUUGCUGCUUACUGCCACUCCUCUCUUCCCUCUCUCCCCUUCCUGCUCCCACCCUUCCCGUUGCCGCUGCUUCUCCCCCUGCUCUCCCCCCUGCUCCUCCCCCUGCUCCUCUUCCUUCCCGCCCCCCCUUCUCCCUUGGCUAGGGUACAGGGAGAUGGGGCAGAAGCAGGUGCGGCCGUGGGAAUUACGCCCGUCAAUGGUGUAUGACACACAGGGCCACCUCUGGCACCACGUCAAGAUCAGGGGCGCGUCGCUUGCUGCUUACUGCCACUCCUCUCUUCCCUCUCUCCCCUUCCUGCUCCCAACCCUUCCCCUUGCCGCUGCUUCUCCCCCUGCUCUCCCCCUGCUCCUCUUCCCCGCCCCCCCUUCUCCCCUUGGCUAG
Messenger RNA from Closterium sp. NIES-65, 871 nucleotides. Lineage: Eukaryota; Viridiplantae; Streptophyta; Zygnematophyceae; Desmidiales; Closteriaceae. The record is from the annotation of a GenBank genome assembly.